CUGGAGGAGUUGAAGCAGGCAAUCGCAUUCAUCAAAGCCCUGGAAAAUGCGACCCUCGAGGAGUCUGGGCUCGAUCCGACGGUCAUAGAACGGAUGCACAAUCCCCAGCGGGAUGGUGAGAUUCCCGACCUGAUGGCGCCCGAAAAUCGUGAGCUCCGGCUCGCGCUUCAACAAUUUAUUAUCAACGGCCACUCGGAGCAGGCGUAUCGAGACAACAGGGAGUCCUUUAUGCAGUACGACGAGGGGGUCGUGCUCCCGACUUACGAGGCGAUGCAAAAACUGGUGCAAGACUUGAGCGGGGUGGUCCCGAUUGUUACUGACAUGUGCUCAGAAACCUGCGUUGCGUACACAGGUCCCUUUGCUCAUCUCGAGCGCUGCCCCUAUGACUCCUGUGGCGCACCGCGCUACGAAACGCGCGGCAACAAACGCGUCGCGCGCCGCACGUUCCAGACGCAUCCCUUAGGGCCUCAGGUACAGGCUCUCUACCGAUCGCGUCAUUGCGCCAAACGCAUG
Molecule: messenger RNA, 513 nt
Organism: Dichomitus squalens LYAD-421 SS1
Lineage: Eukaryota; Fungi; Basidiomycota; Agaricomycetes; Polyporales; Polyporaceae
Exons: 1
Source: RefSeq, a predicted model, not a curated record